Symbiodinium sp. CCMP2456 is the source of this 1753-nucleotide messenger RNA. The record is from the annotation of a GenBank genome assembly. Lineage: Eukaryota; Dinophyceae; Suessiales; Symbiodiniaceae.
GUUGGAGAACACCGGCGGCCGCGUGCGGCAAAAGGAGCUUGGCUCGGAGCUCUCUGAUGAGAUUCAGGACUCCUUUGGUGUCCGACCCGGCAAAUUCCGAGCGCUCUUCAACCAAACUCUGCAGCAGUAUUGCAACGCUUUCAUCAGCGGCGGUUCGGAGGCAGCUUGGCCUUCGAAGGUGGCGGAUGAGCAUUUUAGCAGCCGGUCCUUGGCGCAGGGCGACAGGGACAUGAGGGCACAACGCGCGGCACGGUUCCAAACACACCUGCAUGAAAAGGCUCCUGUCUCAAUGGUCAGCUUCAAUGAUGCAGAGGCCCUGAAGUCCUUUGGCGUGGUGGAGGCAUCGAUGGCGGGCCGAUCAUUGGAGAGCUCACUGGAAUGUGCUCGCGAGAUGAAGCCACCGACUGAGACGGGAGACAAACCGGCCCGAGAGCGCGAGAUGACACGGCAACUUGACAAGUUCGAGUGGAAGAAGGGGACCGACCCGAAGAAUCCCGAAGUAGACUUGAAGUUGGCCACGAAAAAAUAUCAGCGAAGUUCUGCUGAUAAGGCCUACCGCAGCCAGGAUGUGAGAUCCCUGGAUGCUUGCUGGAAGACCAUGGAGUACCUGAUGACGGAGAUCUUGGACUUCGACAGCAAUCCGAAGCCCGGCUUUGCUGUCCAAGCCAUCCCAUACAUCGAGGCAGCCGAUGAGCUGCGUUCUUGCGUCCGAGAGAAGAACUGGAGAGCACCGGUCGGCUCCGGCCAGUUUUUUUUGGAGAUUGCGAACCGCAACCUCACCCAGGUCGACCUGCACCUCCAGCAGCCUCGAUCCACCACCCAACGGGUCUUCGUGGAGACACACGAGUGCUGCCUCCGCUUCGAGAUGCUCUCCUUGUAUCUUCUUCUUGGGAGGGGGCAGAAUCAGGAGAAGGCCACUGAGAAGUACGACACCAAGCUAGGUCUCAAGGCCAUCUCACAGACCAUCGAGCCGCUCCUGAAUGCUUACCAGGCACUUCACGAGAAGCAGGUGGCAAAAUCUAUCCUCGCCGAGGCCAUGGGCGGAUUCGGCCUGGCCGAUGAAGACGAUGAUGAGGACUACUAUUCUCCGUAUGAGAUGGCUGCCAGGAGGUACAUUGUUCUCCUCCUGAUGUCGUUCGCACCUGACGAGCUUUCGAGUCAUCUCUCCAAGAUGAGCCGUGAGUUGCUGAUGCAUCCGUUGGUGAGCUUCGCCACGCAGGUGUAUGCCGCCUUCCACACGGAGGACUAUGCCAGAUUUCUCCGUUUUUACCGCGAAACCGAUUUCCUCUCUGCCGUUGCAAUGAGUGGUGUCGCAGACCUGGCCAGACUAAGAGCUUUGUGGCUGCUGGUCCGAACCUAUCCACAACAGGUGGGAGAUCGGAUCUCCUUGGCAAAGCUCAAGAACAUACUUGCGUUCGUGAGUGACGACCACGCCAAAACCUUCUUGGCCUUCCAUGGCCUACAGAUCGUCAUCGACAAGGAGUCGGAUGGCGGAGCCCACGUCGUCUUGCCCAAGACGAAAGGCAGCCCCGAGGCCAACGCGCUGCCCUUGUUGCAGGGCCCUGCGCGGCUGCCAGAGAAGUGCGAGUUCCCGAAGGUCGGGCUCAAGGAUUUUUCUGUCGAAGGUUGCGAUAAGGCUGCCAUAAUGGCUACCACAUGGGUUCCUGUGUGCAGGAGUGACUUCAUAAGACCAAGAGCAGAGACUACAAGCGUUUGCAGCUUUUGGACUGUGGCUUGGACGAUAAUACCCUAA